AAGGGAUGAACCCACUACUCAAGGGACUCUUCACACACGGUGACAUCGCGUACCGGAAAGGAUCAACGAAAAUCUGGGUACCCAAUUACCCUCAUUUGCGCCAAUUACUACUCGAAGAAUACCACGACGUCCUCUACGCCGGACACUUCGGUAGCAACAAGACGCUGACCGGUAUCGCAAAGCACUACUACUGGCCCCACUUAGCAGAAGAUGUCCUGAAAUUCGUCACCUCGUAUGAUACAUGUCAGCGGAUGAAGAGCAGCAAGCAGAAAAGGCGGGACUACUGCAGCCUCUUCCUGUCCCAGAACAACCCUGGCAAGUGGUUAGCCUGGACUUCAUCACCGGGUUACCACCUACCUCCAGCGGUCAUGACGCCAUCCUUGUCGUCAUUGACAAGUUCUCCAAAAUGGGACACUUCAUCCCGACACACACGACGACACGCACGGAAGAAACAACACAACUCUUCGUUCGAUACAUCAUCUCACAGCAUGGCAUUCCAACCACACUCAUCUUCCGACCGAGACCCUAAGUUCACCAGCAAGUUCUGGAAGGAACUUAUGUCUCUCCUCGGGACCAAACUCGCCAUGUCAUCUGCUUACCAUCCACAGACGACGGACAGACGAGCGCCUCAACCAAAUUGUUGAGCAACUCCUCCGAGCAGCCUGCAAGGACG
Closterium sp. NIES-67 is the source of this 673-nucleotide messenger RNA. The record is from the annotation of a GenBank genome assembly. Lineage: Eukaryota; Viridiplantae; Streptophyta; Zygnematophyceae; Desmidiales; Closteriaceae.